Molecule: messenger RNA, 1889 nt
Organism: Capsicum annuum
Lineage: Eukaryota; Viridiplantae; Streptophyta; Magnoliopsida; Solanales; Solanaceae
Product: 7-deoxyloganetin glucosyltransferase
Exons: 2
Coding region: 156-1613 (485 amino acids)
Molecular function (GO): UDP-glycosyltransferase activity
Source: RefSeq, a predicted model, not a curated record
GGCAUCAUCUUUUUUGACAUUUUACACUUCAUUUUUCCAUCUAUAUAUGUCUCCAUAUUCUUCAAUUCUCCAUACAAACAUCCUUUGUUUCAUCUCAUUUCAUUGCAUUGCAUUUCCCUUUCGAUCGAUUAAUUAAUUAGAGAAAUAUUGGAAGAAUGGGUUCAAUUGGUGCUGAAUUACAAAAACCACAUGCUGUUUGCAUACCCUACCCUGCCCAAGGCCAUAUUAACCCUAUGCUAAAACUAGCCAAAAUUCUUCAUCACAAAGGCUUUCACGUAACUUUUGUCAACACUGAAUUUAACCAUAGGCGUCUCCUUAAGUCUCGUGGUCCACAUGCGCUCGAUGGCCUUCCAUCGUUCCGAUUCGAGGCCAUUCCUGAUGGACUCCCACCUUGUGAUGCUGAUGCAACACAAGACAUACCUUCUCUAUGUGAAUCCACAACGAAAACUUGUUUGGGUCCGUUUAGGGAUUUGCUUGCAAAGCUCAAUGAUACUUCCACUACUAACGUGCCACCCGUCUCAUGCAUCGUCUCGGAUGGUGUCAUGGCCUUCACUUUAGCUGCUGCACAAGAAUUGGGUGUCCCUGAAGUUCUGUUCUGGACAACUAGUGCUUGUGGUUUCUUAGGUUACAUGCAUUACGCCACUGUUAUUGAAAAAGGAUAUGCUCCACUUAAAGAUGCGAGUGACUUGACGAAUGGGUACCUAGAUACACCAUUGGAUUGCAUACCGGGCAUGAAAGAUAUACGUUUAAGAGAUCUUCCAAGUUUCUUGAGAACUACAAAUCCAGAUGAAUACAUGAUUGAAUUUGUCCUUCAAGAAACAGAGCGAGCAAGAAAAGCUUCCGCGAUUAUCCUCAACACCUUCGAGACACUAGAGAGUGAAGUUCUUGAAUCACUCCGAACUCUCCUUCCACCAGUGUACUCAAUAGGCCCCUUGCAUUUACUCGUCAAACAUGUUGAUGACGAGAAUUUGAAGGGGCUUGGAUCGAGCCUUUGGAAAGAGGAGCCAGAGUGCAUACAGUGGCUUGAUAAUAAAAAACCAGACUCUGUUGUUUAUGUCAAUUUUGGAAGUAUCACCGUUAUGACUCCGGAUCAACUUAUUGAAUUUGCUUGGGGACUGGCAAAUAGCCAGCAAGAGUUUUUAUGGAUCAUAAGACCCGACAUUAUAUCAGGUUAUGAAUCGAUUCUUCCACCCGAUUUCAUUGAAGAAACUAAAAACAGGGGAGUGCUUGCGAGUUGGUGUUCACAAGAAGAAGUCCUUAGCCAUCCGGCAAUAGGAGGAUUCCUAACUCAUAGUGGAUGGAAUUCGACUCUGGAAAGCAUUACCAGUGGAGUGCCUAUGAUGUGCUGGCCGUUUUUCGCUGAACAACAGACAAAUUGUUGGUUUACUGUGUCUAAAUGGGAUAUUGGAAUGGAAAUUGACAAUAAUGUGAGGAGAGAUGAAGUGGAAAGCCUUGUGAGGGAAUUGAUGGUUGGUGAGAAAGGCAAAAAGAUGAAAAAUAAGGCCAUGGAAUGGAAGAUAUUGGCUGAAAUUUCUGCUCAAGAAUCAAAAGGAUCAGCUUUUGAGAACAUUGAGAAGGUGUUCAAUGACAUUCUUACUUCAUCCAAACAUUAAGUCAAAAGAAGUUCGAGGGAUAGGUUUCUCGAAGGACCACUCAAUGAAAAAGUAUUUUAACAGAAAAUCAUCUUUCUUUCUUCAGCAAAGAACAUGAUCAUAGAAAUAUUAGUUGAGUAAAAAUCAACUCAAGAAGUUGGAGUAAAAACUAAGGUGUUUGUAAGUCUAAUCUUCUUUAAUUUUAUUUAUUGCGUUCUUGUAACUUGUAAGAGUUCUUCCCCUUUCUUCCAUAGGGAACAUAUUUCUUGCUUAAUUAAGAGUAUUGUUUGGGCACCA